AUGAAGCAAAGUGUGAAGCUUAUCUUGUUGGCGUUGGUGCUGUUCUGCGCAUAUUGUGCGAAGGCUCAGGACGAGGAGGCCACCGAUCCUGGCAUUGAUGCGGAAUCUCCAGCGAAUGCGAAUGGCACCAACCAAGUAGAAACGAAAAGAGCUGGUCGCCUCAACGGUGGCGUCCAGUCCGCUAUCGCAGACUAUCCGUACGUAGUUUCGGUAAUAGUGCUAGAUGGAGCAGGAUAUUCAAAUUAUUUAGCCGGCGUUAUAAUAAGCGACACCCAAGUCCUCACUGCGGCAUCCGGCGUUGUAUCUUAUGUCAAUGGAAUCGCAUCGAUUACAAUCCGUGCGGGCAGCGUUUACAAGGAUCAGGGCGGAUUCACUUUUCCCGUUUCCAAGCGUGAGCCUCAUCCGCUUUAUGAUGACACGACCAAAGAGAACGAUGUGGCUGUUUUAACUAUAACGGGCAGCUUCAGCGGGAAUGCAAAUGUGGCACCUAUUACGGUAGCGACGAGCGAUAUUCCCUUUUCGACAGCAAACCCUGCGUACUGUGUUGUUCUGGGAUGGGGCAAGGAUGUUUCUUUUAACGAAAUUACCCUGCUGAGUCGAGUAGUGUACAAGCUCGCAGCCGAUGCGACAUGUGCUGCGCAAUUCGGUGGUACUAUGCCUGCCUCACAAUUAUGCGCUGAAUCAGUUGCUGGAUAUACUUGCUACAGUAGCAUCGGUUUUCCACUAGUUUGCAAUAACCUGUUGUACGGUAUAUAUCCAAACACGGAUGGGUGCACGCCAGGCAUCAGGAAAUUUAUCAAAGCACCUGCAGCCAGUGUACAAUCGUUCCUCGCUCCAUACCUUCCGUCAGCCACAGUAACAGCAAGCCAACCAGCUCCACGAAAAAACUACGUGUCGUGUCCAUGA
This is a messenger RNA of Anopheles aquasalis, 906 nucleotides long. Its product is annotated as trypsin delta-like. The record is from RefSeq and is a predicted model, not a curated record. Gene Ontology annotation, biological process: proteolysis. Gene Ontology annotation, molecular function: serine-type endopeptidase activity. NCBI's taxonomy places the organism in Eukaryota, Metazoa, Arthropoda, Insecta, Diptera, Culicidae.